AUGCCGCUUGAUCUGGGGUUCCAAGCAGUACGGGUACCCGCCGCCCGUCAGGGACAGCGCGAGCUCCGCACGCCGUACAACAAGGAGAUUAUCGUCCGCUACAAGAACCCGACGUCGGAAAUAUGUGCAACGCAGAACCCGGACCAGAAGCAGUUCACGGGGCAUAUCCAUAUGCCGCCGGGAACGCUUGCGCCGGACGUGGUGCAGAAUUAUCCGAUCAAUUCGUUCUUUUGGUUUGUGGAGGCGAGGGAGAAUCCCGAGAGUGCGCCGUUGACGAUAUGGUUGAAUGGAGGGCCGGGGAGCUCGAGUAUGGUAGGGAUGUUUACGGAGUCGGGGCCGUGUACGGUGGUGGAGGCGGGGAGAGAGUCGAUUCAUACAGUGCCGAGGGAGUGGGGAUGGGAUCGUGCGAGUAAUAUGUUGUUUUUGGAUCAGCCAAACAAAGUUGGUUACUCCUACGACGUGCCUACAAACGGCACACUUCCGCUCGCCGACACGAGCAGUACUUACAUAACGGGCACAGUCGCGCCCCCCGAGUUCCAAACCUACCAGGACCUCGGCUACACCGACGAGGAGUUCGUCUCUCACUAUGACGAGCUCUACGACAGGAUUGCCCUCAUCAAUGGCACUUUCCCCACCAGCGGCGCCAACUCGACCGCUAAUACUACUGCCAUCGCCGCGCGCACUGCCUGGCAUUUCCUUCAAGCUUGGCUCACCAACUUUCCGCAGUACAAUCCCAACAGCACGGGUAUCAACCUGUUUGCCGAGAGCUAUGGCGGCAAGUAUGGGCCGGCGUUUUUUGAGUUCUUUGAGCAGCAGAAUGAGGCCCGUGAUAAAGGGGAUUUGGAUAAGGAGAGUACGAUUGAGCUGCAUCUGGAGACGCUUGGGAUCAUCAAUGGCUGCAUUGAUGCAAAGCUGCAGACGACGAGUUAUCCGAUAUAUGCGAACGAGAAUCCGUAUGGGAUUGAGCUUCUCAACGCGAGUGAUAUGGAUCAGCUCUUGGAAAUGUAUUACGCUGAGGGUGGGUGCGAUAGUUUGAUUGAUGCGUGUAGGGAGAGCGUGAGGAGGUUUGAUCCGCUGAAUAAUGGAAACCAUAAGGCGACGAAUGAUAUUUGUCAAAUGGCCGACAAUGAGUGUAAUAUUAUUAGAUAUUACAGUUGGUAUAAUAGCUCGAAGAGUUAUUAUGAUCUCGCCAAUAACUUGGACGACCCCUUCCCAGGGUACUUUUAUCUCGAGUACCUUAACAACGCCACCGUGCAGGAGGCCAUUGGUGUCCCAAUAAACUACACCCAAAGCAACACGGGCGUUUACACAGCAUUUGACCAGACCGGCGACUUUGUCCGCGGCGGCCAAACCGAAGCAAUCUCCUACCUCCUGGAGCGCAACGUCCGCGUCGCCCUUCUCUACGGCGACCGCGACUUCAUCUGUAACUACAUGGGCGGCGAGACAGUCUCCAUGAACAUCUCAUACUCCGACAGCGAUGCCUUCCGCGCCGCCGGCUACCAGGACGUCCGCAUCAACUCCUCGUACGUCGGUGGACAGGUGCGCCAGCACGGUAACUUCUCGUUCACACGCAUCUACCAGGCCGGCCAUCUUGUCCCGUCGUACCAGCCCGAGACGGCAUUCGUGCUCUUUGAGCGCGCGAUCUUGGGCCAGUCGCUCGCGACGGGAGAGACCAUUAACACAGAGGGAAACAACAUCUACUCGACCAGUGGCGACAGCGUUGCAGAUGACAAGCUGCAGGUUCCAGACCCAUUCAAGCCCCAGUGCUUUGUGAGGAGUAUCGAGACGUGCACGGUCGACCAGAUACAGAUGAUUGCGGCGGCGCGGGGUGUGAUUAUUAACGGUGUGCUGUAUAAUAGCACUGAUGAGUGGACGCCGCCGGCGACAUCCUCGAAUGGUGGCGGCUCGGGGUCGGGGAAUUCGAGCGGUGGUGGGGCCGGUAGCGGGGAGCCGGAUGCGGGUGUGGUGGUGAGGGCGUCGAUGGGGGUUGUGGUUGGUGCGCUGGUGUUGGCGGUGUUGGGCGGGCUGUAG
This is a messenger RNA of Morchella importuna, 2031 nucleotides long. RefSeq lists its product as uncharacterized. Lineage: Eukaryota; Fungi; Ascomycota; Pezizomycetes; Pezizales; Morchellaceae. Bases 1 to 2031 code for a protein of 676 amino acids. The transcript is spliced from 6 exons. Gene Ontology annotation, molecular function: serine-type carboxypeptidase activity. Gene Ontology annotation, cellular component: fungal-type vacuole. Gene Ontology annotation, biological process: proteolysis. The record is from RefSeq and is a predicted model, not a curated record.